This is a messenger RNA of Sinocyclocheilus grahami, 6802 nucleotides long. Its product is annotated as unconventional myosin-X-like. The record is from RefSeq and is a predicted model, not a curated record. Gene Ontology annotation, cellular component: myosin complex; cytoskeleton; axonal growth cone. Gene Ontology annotation, molecular function: ATP binding; protein binding; cytoskeletal motor activity. Gene Ontology annotation, biological process: signal transduction; axon extension. The coding region runs from base 281 to 5899 and encodes 1872 amino acids. The transcript has 36 exons. Lineage: Eukaryota; Metazoa; Chordata; Actinopteri; Cypriniformes; Cyprinidae.
CAGAAGCGCACGCCGCGCGAGACGAGCCAGACAGCCGCUGGGAUAAACACGAGCUUCUUCUAAUACACACAAGAGACAUCCAGCCCUCAUAGCGGUUUCUCAAUCAUCAGUUUGUCAAGAGUGUCUGAGGAGAACUUUAAGCUUAUUCAGAGGAAUUACUGUCUGGACCGUGCGAUGCGAACUUCAGCUGUAUGUGAAACGCGUGAAUGAAGAGCAUCUCUACAGUGCACAGAGUCAGUGGUACCCUGAGCACCAAACACCGGACAGGACCUUAAUACAGAUGGAUACCUUCUUUGUUGAGGGAGCUCGUGUGUGGGUGCGGGAUAAGGAGCAGCUCCUGCCCUCCACCGUCAGCUGCUGCGAUGACCGGACCCUCAUCCUCACCACAGAUUAUGGAGAGGUGAUAACUCUGGAUCAGGGUGAGGUGAACAGGCUCAAGGUUUUCCCCAUGCAUCCCACCAGCAUCAGUGGAGUGGAAGACAUGUCCACUCUGGCCGAGUUACAUGAGGCCGCCAUCAUGCACAACCUCUUCCUGCGAUACCAGAAGGACCUCAUUUAUACCAACAUUGGCUCCAUCCUGGCGACUGUGAACCCUUAUAAGCAGAUACCAGGUCUGUAUGACGCCGAGGCAGUGGAUAUGUACAGCAGACAUCACCUGGGUGAACUACCUCCACACAUCUUUGCUGUGGCCAAUGAGUGUUACAGCUGUCUGUGGAAGAGACAUGACAGUCAGUGUGUGCUCAUCAGUGGAGAGAGUGGUGCUGGGAAGACAGAGAGCACCAAACUGCUGCUGAAGUUCCUGUCCGUCAUGAGUCAGAACUCCACAGGCUCUCCGCUCUCAGAGAGGACCACCAAAGUAGAGCAGGCCAUCGUACAGAGCAGUCCAAUAAUGGAGGCAUUUGGAAAUGCAAAAACUGUUUACAACAACAACUCCAGUCGCUUUGGCAAGUUCAUUCAGCUUCACUUUUCUCAGAGUGGAAAUAUCCAGGGUGGCUGUAUUAUUGAUUAUUUACUUGAAAAGAAUCGAGUUGUGCGGCAGAAUCCGGGAGAGAGGAACUACCAUAUUUUCUAUGCAUUGUUGUCAGGUGCUAAGUAUGAGCACAGAGAAAUGUACAUGCUGGCUGAUUCCCCUGAGGCGUAUCAUUACCUCAGCCAGUCCGGCUGUGUGAAAGACAGAAGCCUGGAUGACAAGCACCUCUAUGAUAGUGUGAUGGAAGCAUUGAAGGUGAUGGAAUUCACAGAGGAAGAGAUCUGUGAUGUCUUCAAGCUGCUCUCUGGGGUCUUACAGAUCGGCAACAUCGAGUUCAUGACUGCAGGGGGUGCUCAGAUUACCACUAAAGGAGUGGUCAGUGUCGUCAGUGAUCUGCUGGGACUCGACUCCUUUCAGCUGUCUGAGGUUCUGACACAGCGGUCCAUGAUCCUGAGAGGAGAAGAGAUCUGCUCACCUCUCACUGUGGAACAGGCAAUUGAUUCCCGGGACUCUGUGGCCAUGGCAUUGUAUUCCCAGUGUUUUUCUUGGAUCAUCGCCAGAAUUAACCAGAAAAUCAAAGGAAAAGACAACUUCAAGUCCAUUGGCAUUUUGGAUAUCUUUGGCUUUGAAAACUUCGAGGUGAACCGGUUCGAGCAGUUCAACAUUAACUAUGCCAACGAGAAGCUCCAGGAGUACUUCAACAAGCACAUCUUCUCCCUGGAGCAGCUUGAAUAUAACAGGGAGGGGAUACACUGGGAAGCCAUCGACUGGAUGGACAACGCAGAGUGUUUGGAUCUGAUCGAAAAGAAACUGGGCAUGUUGUCUCUUAUCAAUGAAGAGAGCAGAUUCCCUAAAGGCACGGACUACACCCUGCUGGAGAAACUCCACAGCCGGCAUGCCACAAACCCUUACUACGUGAAACCAAGAGUGGCAGAUCACCAGUUUGGUAUUAAACAUUAUGCAGGAGAGCUCAGGCUUGACUUCAUCUAUGACCUGUUUGAGCGUGUUGGUAGCAGGAAUGGAGAUGAGACUCUGAAGAUGGGCACUGCCCGCCGCAAACCUACCGUCAGCUCUCAGUUCAGGGACUCUCUUCAUGCACUGAUGGCCACUUUAAGUGCCUCCAACCCUUUCUUUGUGCGCUGCAUCAAACCUAACAUGGAGAAGAACGCAAAUAAAUUUGAUGCAGAUGUGGUUCUGAAUCAGCUACGUUACUCUGGAAUGCUGGAGACAGUGAAGAUCCGUAGAGCAGGCUUUCCUGUACGGAGAACCUUCCAAGACUUCCUCAGCAGAUACACAAUGAUCCUGAGGGACAAAAACCAUACGGUGGACGAGAGGAUGAAAUGUGCAGAUCUGCUUACGAAGUAUGACGUCACAAAAAAAGAGUGGCAGCUGGGAAAGACUAAGGUGUUCCUGAAGGAAGCUUUGGAACAGAGGCUGGAGAAGGAAAGAGAGGAGGUGCGCACAGCGGCUGGUAUGGUGAUCCGGGCCCACAUACUAAGUUAUGUGGCAAGAAAAAACUAUAAAAAAGUCCGGACCAGCACCAUCACUAUCCAAAAGAACUACCGCGCUCACUUCUGGAGACAAGCUUUCCUGCGUUUCCGCUCUGCUGCCGUGGUCCUCCAGAAGCACAUCCGCGGACAGAUCACUCGACAACUCUACCGGCAACUCUUAGAGGAAAAACAGAGGAGAGAAGAGGAGGAGAGAAUCAGAAGAGUGGAAGAAGAGAGGAGACGACAAGAGGAGCUCAGGAGACUUGAGGAAGUGAGAUUAAGACAAGAGGAAGAAAGAAAGAGGGAGGAGGAGGAGAGACAGAGGCUUCAAGAAGAGGAACAGAGAAGGAAAGAGGAGGAACAGGAGGCUUUACGGAUACAGCAGGAAGAGGAAGAGUCGAACAGGAGGCAGGAAGAGCUGAAGAGCAAACAGAUACUGGAGGAUAGAGAGGCAGGGCACAGCAGGAGUCUAGUGGAGAAAAAUCAUCACAACCACAAGAAGGACGUGUCCCACAGCCUGUGCCAGUACUCGUCUGAAGAGGAGAGUCGUCAGAUGGAGGAGAUCCUGCGGCUGGAGCGAGAGAUUGAACGGCUGCAGAGACAGAGAGAUGAAGGGGUGUCCUUGCUGAACGGCAGCUCCAGAGACGAGCUGCAGCAGAAGAGGGACGCCGAGAUCUACCGCCUGGAGAAAGAGGCUUCACGUGUGGCCACUGAGUUCCUGGACAUGCUGGACUUCGGAGGUUUGGAGCAGUCGCUCUCCAGCGAGGAGAACCUUCAUGACCCGUCAGAGACCACUGCACCUCUGGCUGAGGAAGAGGUAGAUGAAGGCUUCCACGCGGAUGACGAGUGUAUCCCACUUUGUGACUUCCCUCUCCCAGCUGCCGUGCCCAUGGACAAAGAGAUUCUCUCCAGUCUUCCGCCUCCACCGCCCGCCUUUGCUGAAAGUCUGGUGGCCACGUCCUCACCUGCACGGAUGGAGCGACCGAAAUCCAAUUCCUCCAUCAAACAAAACAGACUCUCAGACAUUCCCCCUCCUCCAACUACAGCUCCACCCCCUCCUCCAGCUGCACUGCCGUCAACCACAGGAGAUUAUAGAGUGGUGUAUAAAAACGCCAGGAAGACGAUAACAGAGAUUGUACUGCCAGUGGAGGAAACCAGCUUCAGUAUUCUGCCCGACACCGAGUCGGACUAUGACCAAGAGGAGUUUGAGGAGGCGCUGGGGAGUUGUGGGGAUGCAGGAAGUACUAAUGACGGACACCUCACUGACGAGGAAGUGCUACAUAGAUCUUCCUGUACCUACAACAGCACAGACUCCUUUAGAGGAAGUUCAGACUCAUUCAUUGACAGCAAUGACGAGAAUGAUGGAUAUGUGGACACAGACGAGGAGGUGUCCAAUGGUAGAGUGCAUCUUCUAAACGGAAGUGGACCUCCUUAUUUCCACAGCUACCUGUACAUGAAGAGUGGGCUGAUGAUCCCGUGGCGCAGGCGCUGGUGUGUUUUGAAAGAUGAGACCUUUAUGUGGUUCAGGGCAAAGCAGGAUUCUCUCAAGUCAGGCUGGCUGUACAAGAAAGGUGGAGGGAUGUCCACUCUGUCCCGCAGGAACUGGAAGAUCCGCUGGUUCGUCCUCCGAGACUCUAAACUCACGUAUUUCGAGAACGACAGUGAGGAGAAACUGAAGGGAACCAUUGACAUCAGAGCUGCCAAGGAGAUUGUGGACAACCAUGAGAAGGAGAAUGCACUGAAUAUUGUGACCGAGGACAGGACUUACCAGAUCUAUGCAGAAUCUCCUGAGGAUGCAAGUGGCUGGUUCAAUGUGCUGAGCCGUGUCCACAGUGCCACUCCAGAACAGCUUCUGCAGAUGCAGCAUGAACAGGCCAACCCCAAGAACGCAGUCGGAACACUGGAUGUUGGGCUUAUUGACUCUGUAUGUGCCUCCGACAGUCCAGACAGGCCAAACUCAUUUGUUAUAAUCACUGCUAAUCGUGUGAUCCAUUGCAACACUGACACACCUGAGGAAAUGCACCACUGGAUCGGCCUUCUGCAGAAGCCUAAAGGAGACUCGAGAAUAGACGGCCAGGAGUUCAUAGUGAGAGGUUGGCUGCAUAAAGAGAUGAAGUCCAGUGGGAAGAGCACAUCUCUCUAUUUAUUCUUAAUUCAAAUUCAUGUUUUAGUUAGCAAUAACAACACUGAUUCUAAGCACAGAAAUGUUUACAUUUGGAUAAAGGAGUUGUUCCCUGGGACAGAAAUAGAGAUGUUCGCUGUGUUCAUUGGCGAGUCGCUGAAGAAGACAAAAGCGCGGGAGUUUGUGCCUUCGCAAGAGGAGAUAAUCGCUCUUUUGCACAGACGUGAGAUGACGACCACUGUUUACUGCCAUGGUGGAGGCUCCUGCAAGAUUUCAAUCAACUCUCACACUACAGCAGGAGAGGUGGUAGAGAAACUGAUCCGAGGCUUGGCUAUGGAGGACAGCAGGAACAUGUUUGCUUUGUUUGAGCAUAACAACUUGAUCGACCGGGCCGUGGAGAGCAGGGUGAUUGUGGCCGAUGUGCUGGCCAAGUUCGAGAGGUUGGCAGGAAGUGAAGUGGAGGAAGACGGCCCAUGGAAGCUGUACUUCAAACUGUAUUGUUUCUUGGAUGUGGAGAGCAUGCCCAAGGAAGGAGUGGAGUUUGUCUUCAUGUUUGAGCAGGCUCAUGAAAGUUUAAUAAGCGGUCACUUUCCUGCCCACGAGGACACCCUCCAGCACCUGGCUGCUUUACGUCUGCAGUACCUGUAUGGGGAUGUGUCUCGGGUAAACUGGAGCUUGGACAGCGUCUACCCCACUGGCCGUUUGCGCAGCCGCAUACUUCAGUUCACCAAAGUAGGAGGCGCAGCCGGAUCAGGACAAACCAUGGAAAGGAGAAGGACGAGCUUCCUGGACGGCACGCUGAGGCGAGGGCUGAAGACAGGCACCAUGAAGAAGCAGCGCAGCAUGCAAGAGGAACAAAUGAUGGAAAUGUGGAUCAAGGAAGAGACUUCAGCCACUAGGGCCAAUAUUAUGGAGAAAUGGAACCGGCUGCAUGGUCUGGAUCAGCAUCAAGCCAUGCUCAAAUACAUGAACAUCAUUAAAGAGUGGCCUGGGUAUGGAUCAACACUGUUUGAUGUGGAGUGUAAAGAAGGUGGUUUCCCUCAUGACCUCUGGCUGAGCGUGAGUGCCGAGAACGUGUCUGUGUAUAAGCGAGGAGAGGCCAAACCUCUGGAGACUUUCCCCUAUGAACACAUUGUCUUCUUUGGAGCUCCUCACGCCAGCACGUAUAAGAUCACCGUUGAUGGGAGGGACAUGUUCUUUGAGACACCUCAGGUUGGAGAGAUCACCAAAAUAAUGAAAGCCUACAUCAACAUGAUAGUUAAGAAACGAUGCAGUGUCAGAUCAGUGGCCAGCUUUGGGAGCAACUGGAUCAGGUGAUGAGUGCUGACCAAUCAAGACGAGAGCGACUUCCUUCACACUGAUGGAAAAAUGAAUUCAACAGCAGGGAUGUGGAUUGAUGAAUAUAAGAUGAUUAUACAGGAACCAGUUAUAAGACAAACAUGUUGUUUUUUUGCGCGUGUGUAGACAACCACCCCUCUAACAACGUAUCAUAAUUGAUGUUUAAUAUACAGUAGAAUUUUGGACCAAUGAGAUUCCACUGUGGGUGGGGCUACCAACAGACUGUCCUGUCAAUCAUCCAAGCUAAAUUUAGCACUCGUUCCUUUAUCCCAUCACGUCUGGUUAGUACGUGGUGCAGUACUAGUUGACCAGCAAAUGUUCAUCGCCAAUACCUCAAAGUCCUGAAUACUUCAACGUGCUCUUUUCUGCUUUUGGCCAACUUCAGUUUCGAACACUCUUUGAAGUGAAAAGAUCCAAACACGGUUUUAAAUGUUACACACAUGACAAUGUUUUGUUGAGAGCUUUCAAAGACUAAUAGCCUGAGGUGAUUGCACACAUUGAAGGCCUCAACAGCCAUGUUAAAACUUGCCCAUUUGCCUUACUCCACACAAGGGCUGGUCUGUGCAGAUUUGUGUCAUUUAGAUGGCUUUCUGUGUUACUGUUUGUCUGUUACUGUUUCUCGGGUUGAGAGAAUGAGGAAAAGUUUAGUUUUUUUUACCUGUCUUGCAAUUUUUGUCCGUGCAUUCUCUUGUGUAUUGUGCAUGAGGGGCUAUUCACACAGAAAGCAUUUUUGCAUUCCACUGCAUUGCUUUUCCAUUGAUGUAUUUCUAUAUGUAAACAUAUGCUAGAUGUGCCACGUCUUCUGCAGUGUCUCAUACAUGACACAGCGUUCUGAAAUUCUUUUUAAAAACAUGCCUCUAGACUUUACGUCUUGCAGUUUUU